Rhopilema esculentum is the source of this 2142-nucleotide messenger RNA. RefSeq names its product sperm microtubule associated protein 2-like. NCBI's taxonomy places the organism in Eukaryota, Metazoa, Cnidaria, Scyphozoa, Rhizostomeae, Rhizostomatidae. The record is from RefSeq and is a predicted model, not a curated record.
UGUUGCAUUUAAUCAUGUUAAAUCACAAAUUUGAAUUCACUAAUGUAUAUAAUUUCAAUCCUCAUCCUGAAGUUUUAUUAGCAAAAUAAUCCAUAGAAGAAAAGGGGUAAUUGCUGACAAUUUACUACCACUAUAGCAAACAACCUUACUCAAACGGUAUUUCUUUAAUCUAUAUGUCUGAUCUGCACAUAAAGAAACUAAUUUUAUCAUACAACAGUACACAAAACACAACAAAACCAUCUCUUGGCGGGAGAUGCCCUUGAACUUCCGUUUAGCCCUCGGCCUCGUAUACAUUUUUCGAGUCCUUUAUUCUUAUUGGCUUAAGUGUUGCCAUGGUUUUUGUGACGCUUUUUUGUUUGGAUCCUGACAAUGUGGUUAGAUUCCAAUGCAAGAGCUGUAAACUGGCCGACCACGUAAGUUUGGGAAUUCGAUGGAUAUCAGAAGAUUAUAAGACGAAAAAUAUGGCCUAUUCUGAGCAAGACAGAUCAAAGACACAUGGGUCAAAUAGCAAGCCUGAUACUGCUCCAAGCAGCAGAAGCCGCAGUCGAGCAGACUCGCUUGCAAAACCAAAGAUGUCAAAAGCUGAAUGGUUAACAAGCUAUGGGCAAAAGAUAGUAUGGGGGAAUCAGGAGCCGAUGUGGCCACUAAACCAAGCUGCUUUGAAAGCAAACGCGAGUGAGAGAAUAGAAAUGCUAGCAAAAAGCAAACAGAAUCUGCAGGAAAAUAAUCCAGAAAAAUGUAGUCGACCUGAAUUUCAGUACAGCUGCGGUCGAUCUUCGGUGAUAUGGCAAGUCAGUCCAAAUGCAAUGAAAGGCAGUCCCUCAGAAAGAGUCGACAUUCUGUCGAGACACAAAACUGUUCCCGCGGGAUACCGAGAUGACAGGGCCAAUUACACACUGGGUUGUGGAAGAUCCUCUCCAAUAUGGGAAGUAAGCGACAAGGCGAAAAACGCCGCGGAGAGGGUAGAGGUUUCUCGUUUGGCCGAGCCCAAGAAGACACAUCCUAGCUACAUUCCGUGCAGAGAUGUUCAGUGGCCGGUUUCUGCAAACGCCCGUCGUGGUGACGCAAGCGCGCGGACGGAAAUUUUAGCUCGUCCGAAGGACAGAAGAGAGGGCCAUAUACGAGACCCUAUAUGGUUAGUUAGGAAAUCAACCUUAACUGCUGCUGCUAGUGGGAGAAUCCAGGAAUUGUCCAAACCGAAACAACUACCCGAUGGUUUUGUACCGAAUCGGGACGUUGAAUGGAAAAUCCCGCGCACCGCUCUUAAAACUUUUACAACAGAGCGCAUGAAAUUAUUAUCACAACCUAUUGUCAGAGACGCUAUGGAUCAUGUUCAGUUCAAUCCGGAUGCUUUUAAGGUUCGAGAUUCGGCAAAACGGGCAAAAAUUUCAUCAAGAGUUAAUGAACUUUCCCAACCAGUACAGCGAAGUACUCGACUGAAAGCUUCGUAAGUUAGUAAAAACGAGAUAUAGUUAGAUAUUAGUAUAGAUUUCCUGGAAAGUAUAGCACAAAUGCCAAGCCAAUAUUGGCGAAAUAAAUUUUGAUUAGCAAAUUUAUAUUUAUAAAUAACAAAUAUUUUAACCAUUUUAACGCAUACAUAUCUACUUGAAUUUCACAUUUUUUGCCAUUGUAAAUAACCCUGUAAGACGUUACUUUUUGCUAAUAUUGAAUGAAAAAAUGAAAUUCUGUCUUUAUUUGUUGUUUAACUCCCCAAACAUUUGAUAAGGAGCCAAAGUCAUUAGGUUCUAAAUGCAGCCAGCCUCUCUUUAUAUUCUACCAUCUUUUUUUUGUUAAUUCUCUAAGCUGUACAUGAAUAAAAGAGGGAUACUUACAGCAGAAAUGUAGAGUUCUACAGUUUUCAUUGUUGUUAAGAUGCCGACAGUGAUAAAAGAUAUCACGUUUCAAUACCCCUCUCAACUGAAACACCCUCAGUGGAGGCUCCAGUCUGUAGAAAAUUAUAGGCCUAGGGUAAUGUGAGUAGCCCAUCAAGUUUUUUAGAUAAUGCCAAUCUGCAUUAUUAAAGGAAAAAGUUUUGCUGCCAUGCUUUAAAAAUAAGUUAGUGUUCCCAACAUAUUCCUCUGCAAUUGGACUGGGUAACUUACAGACUGCUCACAAAGUAGCCAAUUAGCUUACUAAGUGGUG